UUGGAGAGCGGGAGUCGUUAGCCGCCCAAAAAAAAGGGUUAAAUUGAAAAGUGAGGGAAAAGAAGAAAGUGAAGAAGAAGAGAAGAGAGAGAGAGAGAAUGCAGAUUCGGGUGAAGUGCAGUUGCGGAGAGAGCAACUGCCCAGAAUGGGCGGUGGUGGAAUUGCAAGGGAUGGUGGAGGUUCAGUCCCAAUUUCAAGAUCGCCUCCACAACCUCCACAUCGGCCUCCUCUGCCGCCCUUCCGCCUCCUCCCAGGACCAAACCUACACCUUUACUAUUGGGUAUCACGAAUUGACAGGGACCAAACAGCCCUUGAAGAAGCCACUCUUGGUCUUAAGGAAACUCAAGCCCUCCCGAGACGCAGGGGUAGAAUUGGAAGUCAUUGGAAUUAUUCGCCACCGGAUUCUGUUCAAGGCCAGACCUAUGGCCCUCAUUUCCAAACCACAACCAGCAGUGAAGAAGAAUAAGGGCAGCGAGCAAAUAGCAGCUCAGCUCAACGCCGUGCCUUGAAAAACUGAAGCAGCUUCUUCAAAUGUAUUCCUUGCAAAGGAUGUCAAGGAAGGGAAACAAAUGUAUUCAAAUGAUCCAAUGUCCCUAUUAUUUAUGUGUUAUUAUUAUCAUUAUUCAAGUCCCUGAAUCUUGCUUCUGAUUCUUGUCGAGUACGAGACAAUUGCAAUGAGGGUCAUGUUGAUGCAUAAAAUUCCUAGGCUGCAACUGUUUUCGUAUGGAGGAAACAGCAAUUUAAAAUACAAGAUUCACAUAA
Molecule: messenger RNA, 762 nt
Organism: Prunus avium (sweet cherry)
Lineage: Eukaryota; Viridiplantae; Streptophyta; Magnoliopsida; Rosales; Rosaceae
Product: chromosome transmission fidelity-like protein
Biological process (GO): mitotic sister chromatid cohesion
Cellular component (GO): Ctf18 RFC-like complex
Source: RefSeq, a predicted model, not a curated record